GUGAGAACGACGUCGCAAGGGAACCCAGCAGAUCGCGACAACUUCGACAUAACGUCUGCCACCUAUCGGCACAUCGCGCGCCUCAACGCACUGCGCAGGGCGUACUUCGCCGGUUUCGGGAGUGCCGCCUGCGAUCAAGUCGGAACACCGCUGCCUCAAAUCGAGGACCUCCUGAUUUUUUGGCGUGGAUGCGAUGUCCAAGGCCGUGUAACGGUCGUCGCCAACUUUCACACGGAGGAGCCUCGAACAGCAAGUUUCUAUUCUCCCUGGGACGAGGGCACGAAGCUCAAGGACGCGCAGGAAGACUCCAGCCUGGAGGUUGUGGUGCAGAGCAGUGGCUUCAUCUCGCUGCUGGUAGCGCCGCUGCAAGCCAUGAUCUUGGUGUCCGGAGCCCGGAAUUCCCGCCCCUGUCGCGUCUGA
Symbiodinium necroappetens is the source of this 420-nucleotide messenger RNA. Lineage: Eukaryota; Dinophyceae; Suessiales; Symbiodiniaceae. The record is from the annotation of a GenBank genome assembly.